AUGAGCCUACAUGAGCACACAUACAAACCAUAUGGGUCACCCUCAUUCAAGAAUUCUGAUGAAAUAAGGAUCGCCGUCAACUUUCAAGAUCUGAUUCUUGAUAUUUCUGAAAGUUACAUCCAUAUUGAGGGAAAAUUCACACCAAACGAUGCCACUAAAACCUGCUAUCUAUCUAAUAAUGCUCUAGCAUUCUUAUUCGAUGAAAUACGCUAUGAAAUGGGUGGCGAACAAGUAUGCAUGGUACGAAAACCAGGCAUCACUACUACCAUGAAGAGUAUGAUUUCUUAUGGAGAGAGUAAUAUGAAAUUCCUAGAGACAAUUGGAUGGGGCCUUGAUGGUGGCAAGCAGGUGCUUCUAGAUAAAGCUAGCAACGUUUUUAGCGGCAAACUACCCCUUAAAUAUCUGAUGGGGUUUGCCGAAGACUAUUGUAGGGGUAUUUUGAAUAUCGAACAGGAGCUAAUACUCAUCAUAGCUCGCUCAUUCAAGAACUCAUAUAUUGGGGAAGUGGACGCCGAUGUGGAGAUUAACAAAAUUGAGUGGAAGAUAAGACAUGUGAUGCCAUCAGAUAAGCAGGAAUUGAAGCUAUUGACCCGUUUGAAUAGAAGUUCUACGGCAAAAGUGAAAAUUGCAUACAGGAUGUGGGAUCUGUAUGAGUUACCGACUAUUCGUGAAACAGCAUCUGACAUUUGGGCCGUUAAAACUACCAAUAGCCUCGAGCGGCCUCGAUAUAUCAUCAUUGGAUUCCAAAACACUGAUAACACUGAUAAUAGAUCUGAGGAUAUCACACAAUUCACCCAUGCAGGAGUGAGCAAUAUUCGCCUGUAUUUGAAUUCCGAAGUUUAUCCAUACGAGCGAUGGAAUUUGGAUUUCGAUAAGAAAUUAGAUGCAGUAGCCUAUUAUGCAUAUGACAACUUCCAACGUAGUUACUACGGCAAAGACAUGAGCGAACCAAUGAUGAGCAUCGAGGAAUUCCGAAAAAACCCACUAUUCAUCAUUGACUGCAACCACCAACCCGAUGCGAUGAAAUCCUCCACUGUCGACAUCAAUGCGGAUGGGGAGUUCGUCAAUCGCUGGCUUGCUGACUUGGCUGCUCUUCUGGAAGUUGCGUUUUAUGUCCUGGGUCAUCUCAUGCCAACUUUGAGGAACUCUGUUGUCCAACAAAUAUUACCGGCUUGUCAUACACCAAGUACUUGGUUCGAGAGUACUAUCUACCAGUGGCGCAGUCCUAGGACUCCAGGAACUUUAAUGGCAGAGUGGGCCCCAGCAGCUCAUGAUCAUCCUCCUUCCAGAGAUUUAGUCACCCCUUCAGCACCAGUUUGGUUGCCACCAACAUCAGCAUCUGACAUGCCUACAGUUGAAGCCAAUACGAUCGCACUGACCGUAUGA
This is a messenger RNA of Phaedon cochleariae (mustard beetle), 1386 nucleotides long. The record is from the annotation of a GenBank genome assembly. NCBI's taxonomy places the organism in Eukaryota, Metazoa, Arthropoda, Insecta, Coleoptera, Chrysomelidae.